Adineta steineri is the source of this 2715-nucleotide messenger RNA. The record is from the annotation of a GenBank genome assembly. NCBI's taxonomy places the organism in Eukaryota, Metazoa, Rotifera, Eurotatoria, Adinetida, Adinetidae.
AUGAUGCCCGGUCGUGACAAAUCUUAUGAUACGAUUAGAGUAAAACAAGAUAUUGAAGAAGUGACUUUCAAAGCCAUAUUUAGUACGAGUUAUAUUGUUGACAACGAAAAUCAACCAUCAAUCAUAGAGGACCUUGAUGUGAUAACAAAUAAAUUGAACAAAAAGUUAAAUCCAAACGCCAUUCGUUUUGUCAAUGGAUUUUUUCGAAAUAAUGUAGAAUCCAAAAAAAUUCGAUGUGAUAAUCCAUUAAAUGGAAAUAUUCUUCAAUUAGAUAUUGUUCCUCUGUAUGCAGAUGAAUGUAUUGCACAAGAUGAUGAGACUUGCGAAAAUCAAUUGAAAGAACAAUUAAAAAUUAUAUUCGAUCAAAUGAUGAUUAUUCCUAUGAAGAUUCAACUGGAAAAUAAUCAAUUUGAAAAUAUUGAUAUGAAAAUAUGCAAUAUUUUGGAUAUAAAUGGUAAAAAAGAGAAAACAUUGAAAACAACACCGAGAAAGAUGAAGAAAACAAAAGCAUCAGUAUCGAUUGCACCCAAAGGAAUGAGACUAUUGGCUUCUAAUCGACAUAUUCCAUAUACUCCAAUACAGAAAGCCAGAUGUGACUUACGUCUCAAUAAAAUUGCACUCGUUCAGGUAGAUGGCGAUUAUGGAACUAAUAUACACGAUGACAUAAGAACGUAUACUAGUGGUCAAUCUCAUCAAUCGUCUACUAUUACACUUUAUGAAGAAACAACCCAUAAUCUACAUGUUCAACUUAAAUGUGGUGAAGACUCUACUGACGAUCCAUGCAGUGAUUCCUUAAGUGUACAUAUGUGGGUUGAUUAUAAUGACAAUCAAGUUGACGAUGGUGAAAGCCACACUCUUCAUCGCUCGUGGCCAGAUAAUGGUGCAUCUACUGGUACAUAUGAUUUACAGAUCUAUGUUCCAACUAUUGAUGAUAGAAGUAUAAAAGCUGGUCCGCACACUAUGCGUAUUACUGUGAUGCCAAGCGAGCAAUACCAACGGGAUUGUGGCACAUUGGAUUAUCGGGAGACGAGAGAUUAUACUUUCAAUAUAAUCCAGAAAGUGAACUAUGAAGUAAUAACAACAACGCCAUAUGUCAAUGUGAGUGCAGUCUGUUCGGUACCAUUAGGUAGGAUUAUUCUCGUUAUAAUGGCUGGUGAAGUUGGCAGCGAGAUACGAGAUGAUAAAGUAUAUGAUGCAUCAACAAAUACUAAUCAAAACCAACACCAUAUGACCGUGACACUUUAUGAAAAUACUAUAUAUUUACUCCGUAUUCAGUUGGAUUGUUCAACUCAAAUGAGAACUGAAUUAACAGAUACAGGCUGUAAUCUAGCUCAAGAUGUCGAUGUUUGGGUAGAUUGGAACGAUGAUGGCAAUUUUGAUGCAAGUGAAAUUGAAGCACCAUAUUUGUUACCAGUUACAAGUUACUUACCUCAAGGUGUGUACGAUAUUCAAUUGAAUAUCCCAUUGAUUGAUGAACGAUAUAUAGCAAAUAGACCACAUCGAAUGCGUAUUGUAGUUGCACCAAGUGAAAAUUAUCGAAGAACGUGUAAUAGUUAUCAAGAAUAUUCUGAACUGAGAGAAUACAAUGUGAAUAUUAUUUCGCGAAAAUCGUAUUUACCUGCACCUGAUAUGAUAAAUCCUUAUUUGGCACCAGAGAAUAUUACGUGCACACCACAAGUUGGUAAAAUCAUUUUUGCUAGAAUGCCUGGAGAACAUCGAACUCAAAUACGCGAUGACUUUUUAGCAAGAGCAUUAUUGGACAACAAUAAACAUGGUCAACAUCUUUCCGUUGUUCUACGUGAAGGUAACACCUAUUUGUUUAGAUUACAAUUCGAAUGCGAAGAUAAACUCAACAGAGAUUCCUCGGAUAAGAACUGUAACUUACCUCAUGAUAUCAAUGUAUGGAUUGACCUUAACGAUGAUGGAGAUUUCACUGACUUAGAACGUGCAACUCCUUACCGCUGGCCUCUAACAAGCUAUUUACCACAGGGAGUCUAUGAUCUUCAAAUACGUGUACCUCUUAUCGAUGGUAGACAAAUAAAAAGUGGACCUCAUCGUAUGCAACUUGUUAUUGCUUUAAAUAAACAUUAUCGAAGAAAAUGUGCUUAUCCAAAUUAUUAUGAGCUCCGCAAUUAUACAGUUAUAGUCGUAUCGAACACAAUUAAAUCAGUCGAUAUUGAAGGCCCUUAUUUGAAAUUAAGUGAUGCUGUUUGUACUCAAAUCAAUGCUCGAAUAGUUCUUAUUAUUAUGGCUGGUGAACAAGGUACUGAGAUCAGAGAUGAUACACUUAAUAAUACUAUCAUUAGUGAAUAUCAAAAUCGCCACCAUAUGGCGGUAAGCGUCUAUGAAAAUACGACUUAUCGUAUUCGAAUUCAAUUAGACUGCGAUCCAGCUUCAAGCAGAGGUUCACUUAACAGUUAUUGUAACCUUGCUCAAGAUGUUGAUGUUUUGAUUGAUUUAAAUGAUGAUGGGCGCUAUGAUCAAUCCGAGAGCUUUAUUCCACAUCGAUGGCCACUUCGUAGCUCAAUUCCUUUGGGUUUGUACGACCAUGAAUUACCUAUUCCGGCUUCGACUGAUCUACGUAGAAGAACUGGUACGCAUCACAUGCGUAUCGUUGUAAAACCGAGUGAAGAGUACAACGCGAAAUGCGGUCAUACCGGCUCUGUAGAAAUUCGUGAUUAUACUCUACAAAUCAUACCAAGACAAGCUUAUUAA